CUAAAGCUUCUGACUGGAGUACUGAGGCUUACUAUAUUCAGCAGCUUGCCUCUGAAGCACUUAAUGGCAGAUGCUCCCUACAUUACUGUGACAAGUCUUUUAAGUUCUGUGCUCAAGUGUGACACCUCCGCCUUCCAAUGACGAUGGUAAUCAGGAUCAUGCGACCUGAUGAUGCCAACAUCGCAGGCAAUGUCCAUGGAGGUACAAUAUUGAAGAUGAUAGAAGAGGCUGGAGUCAUCAUUAGUACCAGGCACUGCAACAGGCAGAAUGAGUUAUGAGGACAUCGUCAAGGUAUACUACAACCCGUGGUAAUCCCUGUAACAAACUCUCCAUCGUCCUUUGAAAUAUUGCACAUGCCGAGGAUGCGCCAAAAGACCUGAGGCACGGGAUGUAUCAAGUCCAGUCCUCCAUGGAGGAUUCAAGUGGGUCAAUCCUCCCUAAGAGAGCUACCCUGGAACGCUGUGUAGCUGUACUGGCUCGUGUGGAGCGCACAGACUUUCUCUCACCAAUGUCCAUUGGAGACGUAGCUCAUGUCAGCGCUGAGAUAACCUACACAUCAAAGCACUCUGUUGAGGUCCAAGUUAACGUGAUGGCUGAAAAUAUUCUUAAAGGUGCUAAGCGAUUGACCAACAGAGCAACACUGUGGUACGUGGCACUGUCCUUGGAGAAUGUAGAUAAAGUGGUCGAGGUUCCUUCUAUACAGUAUACAAGUCCAGAACAGCAGGAGGAAGGUAAAAAGAGGUACGAAGCUCAGAAACUGGACCGACUAGAGACCAAGCAAAGGAGCGAAGAUAUCAUCUUGCCUGUCAUCAGUGUGGACCGACAAUCUAAAGAGCCAUAUACUGUAGGAUACAGCCAAUCUAGCCUGAUUCACCUUGUUGGACCAUCUGACUGUGCCCUCCACAAAUUUGUCCAAGGAGGUGUCACUAUGAAGCUGAUGGAUGAGGUGGCUGGCAUUGUGGCAGCUCGGCAUUGCAAGACUAACAUUGUGACUGCAUCUGUGGACGCCAUCAACUUUCACCAGAAGAUUCAGAAAGGGUCUGUAAUUACCGUGUCUGGUCGAAUGACGUUUACCAGUAAUAAAUCCAUGGAGAUUGAAGUUUUUGUGGAUAUUGACCAUGUCAUGGAAAGUCCGAAAGGAAAGACUCCUGCCGCGACUGCGUUCUUCACUUAUGUUUCCUUGGACAAGGAAGGAAAGGCACUUCCUAUCCCUAUGUUGAAGACUGAAACAGAAGAUGAAAAGAGACGGUUUGAAGAAGGAAGAAACAGAUACUUACAUACCAAAGCCAAAAGGAUGGCUCAAGUACAGAAAGGCCACUGCCUCCCAAUCCAUGAGUAACUCAAGACAGCUAACAAGAAGUAAUUCACAUUCAGCAUUGUAUUACUUGAAAAAUGUUUAAGUCUUAAAUGUUAACCAAAGCACUGUUGUGUACUAUUAUUCUAUUGAAGCAAAACUAUGCAUUCCAUUCAGAUGUUUGUGUUUGCAGGUAUUAUAUUAAAAUAUAUCAUUACAGAAAUAAAUGCUGCCAGGCUUUGGCUUAUGAAAAGA
Carcharodon carcharias (great white shark) is the source of this 1549-nucleotide messenger RNA. RefSeq names its product acyl-CoA thioesterase 7 (gene acot7). Gene Ontology annotation, cellular component: cytosol; extracellular exosome; nucleoplasm. The record is from RefSeq and is a predicted model, not a curated record. Gene Ontology annotation, molecular function: long-chain fatty acyl-CoA binding. The transcript is spliced from 12 exons. NCBI's taxonomy places the organism in Eukaryota, Metazoa, Chordata, Chondrichthyes, Lamniformes, Lamnidae. Bases 389 to 1339 code for a protein of 316 amino acids. Gene Ontology annotation, biological process: palmitic acid biosynthetic process; acyl-CoA metabolic process.